AUGGCACAGGAGCAGCAGGAACAAAAGCAGAUCAGGGUCGGCGUCUUGGCCCUCCAAGGUGCAUUUGCCGAACAUAUCAUCCUCCUCAAUACCCUUCCUCAGGUCUCAGAGGCUGUCCCUGUCCGUAAUGCCCAGGAGAUUGCGCAGGUCGAUGCUCUGGUGAUCCCCGGCGGCGAGUCCACAACAAUGGCUCUGAUUGCGGAAAGAUCCGGCUUCUGGCCCGCACUGCAGGAGUAUAUUCAGACUCACCCCACUUGGGGUACAUGCGCAGGCAUGAUUCUUCUCUCAGAGGCCGUCACCUCCGGAGGCACGCUGAAGGGCGAUCAAAAGUUGCUGGGUGGUUUGGGGAUCAGCAUUAAGCGCAAUGCAUUCGGCACACAGAAGGAGAGUUUUGAGGCAGGUCUCCAUAUUGAGGGCUUGGAUUAUGCGGAGAAGUUGUUCCCAGGCGUCUUUAUUCGUGCGCCCGUCAUCGAUGAGAUCCUUCAGCCAGAGGAUGUCCAGGUCGUGGCCAAGUUAGAGCGGGAUUAUGGAAGGACGCCCAAGGGAACAAUUGUAGCCGUGAGGAGGGGACACCUGCUGGGGUCCGCUUUCCAUCCUGAGCUGACUCACGACAGCAGAAUGCACCUCUUAUUUGUCAAGAUGGCGCAAGAGUGGAUUGAAACUCAGGCCAAGUAG
Molecule: messenger RNA, 675 nt
Organism: Gamsiella multidivaricata
Lineage: Eukaryota; Fungi; Mortierellomycota; Mortierellomycetes; Mortierellales; Mortierellaceae
Product: PdxT/SNO family
Exons: 2
Coding region: 1-675 (224 amino acids)
Biological process (GO): pyridoxine metabolic process; pyridoxal 5'-phosphate biosynthetic process
Cellular component (GO): cytosol; glutaminase complex
Molecular function (GO): glutaminase activity
Source: RefSeq, a predicted model, not a curated record